Messenger RNA from Lycium ferocissimum, 1834 nucleotides. Its product is annotated as probable arabinosyltransferase ARAD1. The record is from RefSeq and is a predicted model, not a curated record. Gene Ontology annotation, molecular function: glycosyltransferase activity. The transcript is spliced from 4 exons. The coding region runs from base 315 to 1604 and encodes 429 amino acids. Lineage: Eukaryota; Viridiplantae; Streptophyta; Magnoliopsida; Solanales; Solanaceae.
CUAAGUUCCAUCUCAAUUUGCAAUUCCCCCAAUUUCUAUUUUCAUAUUUACCCCUUUAGACAUAUUUGAAUUGAAUACUAUAAUCCCCUAACAUCCCCACCACGAUCUUACAGAUUAAACCACAACUCACACUUCCCAAUUAUUCUUAUUAUUAUUAUAUAUCUAAAACCCAAAAAGUGUACAUAACGUGAAAAUAUUUCAUCCCUUACGAUCCAAUCUUCCUCAUAUUCCCUUUUCUCUCAAUUCACAUUAAACAUUUUCAUGCAUUUCCAUGUUUCAAAAAAAUCCUCACUAAACUUCAAAUUACACAAAAAAUGAAAGUGAAAGAUACAAUGAGUAAGAGUUUACUCUGUUUAGCAGUAUUCAUUAUAUUCCUCUUUGCUUCUUUAUUCUAUACAGGAACAAUCGAUUACAGAUCAAGUUUUUCCCUAUUCGAUUCUUCCACACUGAGUAAACCUACACCUUGCUACACUGAAUCAGACCUUCUUAAAGUUUACAUGUAUGAUCUGGAAAUGAAAUACAACACGGGUUUGUUAAAAGGUUCACAUUAUAAUGCACCAGCUGUUACAGUCGAGACUUUACCAAAAUGGCCUUAUUAUACGGGUUUAAGGAAACAACAUAGCGUUGAGUAUUGGAUGUUGGCAUCAUUGUUGUAUGGAAAUGAUGAGGCGGUUAGGGUUUUGGAUCCGGAAUCCGCUGAUGUGUUUUUUGUGCCUUUUUUUUCGUCGUUGAGUUAUAAUACUUAUUAUAGACAUGGGAAUGAUUCUGAGGUCAAAUUUGAUGAUGCAUUGCAGGCUGAAAUUGCCGACUUCUUACAAAAGUCUGAACAUUGGAAGAGGUCUAGUGGUCGGGAUCAUGUGAUACCAAUGCAUCAUCCAAAUGCUUUCAGGCGUUACCGGGAGAAGGUGAAUGCUGCUAUUUUCAUUGUUGCAGAUUUUGGUCGUCCUCCUCCAACUGUUUCUAAUUUGAGGAAAGAUGUAGUGGCCCCAUACGCACACGUGGUUGAAACUUUUGAAGGUGAUAAAACUGCAGACCCAUAUGAGUCCCGUACAACGCUUCUUUUCUUCCGGGGGAGGACAGACAGGAAAGAUGAUGGAAAAGACCGUCAGCAAUUGAAAGACAUGUUAAGUGGUCAAAAGGAUGUUGUCUUCGAAGCAGCAGGAAUCUCAGGGAAAGGUGUAAAUGAAUCAACAAAUGGGAUGCGUUCCUCAAAGUUCUGUCUACACCCAGCAGGGGACACGCCAUCAUCUUGCCGCCUGUUUGAUGCUAUAGUUAGCCAUUGUGUUCCUGUAAUUGUGAGUGACAAAAUUGAGCUACCUUUCGAGGAUGAAUUAGACUACACCAAGUUCUCGAUAUUUUUCUCACGCGAGGAGGCAAAGAAAGAAGGAUACCUGCUUGAUCAGCUCAGGACCUUUCCAAAAGAAAGAUGGCUUGAAAUGUGGGGCUAUCUUAAGAACAUUACCCAUCAUUUUGAGUACCAGUACCCUCCGAAAAAGGGUGAUGCUGUAAACAUGAUAUGGAGGCAGGUGAAGCACAAGCUUCCUGCUGCCAAACUUGAUGUACAUAGAAACAGGAGGCUCAAAGUGCCAGAUUGGUGGAGAUAGUGCUUGAGAAGGUUGCUGGUAUAAUACUGUACAUUUGUAUACAUUCAUAGCCAACUAUCCCUUAAGGGGAACUAUCAAUCGAGCAAAGAUAGUAAUAAUCACGGCAUCUAGAUUAUUGAAAUAUUAUUAACAUUAGUUGAACAUUUCUGGGUUUUUUUUGUCCUGGAGACUGAGGGUUGGUUUUCGCAACGAUAGCUUACCCAACAUUUAAUAUGGCUUUGUAGCAUAUU